UCCUAAAAAGACCCCAUCUUUCUCUAUAUUACACCCUCCAUUAAUUUCUUUCAUUUCUCUCAUCAACCAACACACUACACACAAACCUUGUAAACCACAAAAUGACAGACUCCAUAACUGGUACUAAUUUCAUAGCAAUAGCAACCUGGUUUGCACCUUCACCCCUCUUCAUCCUUGUAAACCUUGUCAUCGGUACCAUAGCUCUCGUUUCUUGCUUCAGUGCUGCACCCAAAACCAAAAUCAUCCAACGAGCCAAGUCCUUUAAUACCCGUCACUACUACAACCACCAAGAACAAACAUCUAGUAUUACAAAACCCGAGUCAGGAUCCGAGUCCACUCAACCCCAGGUCGUUCAAAUACCAUCUCUCUUAAAGCGUGUCGUGUCCUUCAAUCUCUCCCUCCAUAAACUUGCACCACCACACAUAAAAACACAUUACGUUCAACCCGAACCCGAAAACUCCUCCGCGGAACAGGAUCCAAAACCGGUUUCUGAUUCCGGUGAUGAAGAGAAGAGCUCGGUGGAACUGAAGAGAUCGGUGAGCGAGAAAGAGUGCUCGAUGACGUUGGAUUGGGAGGAGGAAGAGGAUGAAGAAGCGUUGGAGAGGAGGAGGCCUGCAACCGCGAUGGCGAGAAGUGAAACGACGACGUGUAAAGAAGAUGAAGGGGUUGAUGCAAAAGCUGAUGAUUUUAUUAACAUGUUUAAAAAGCAAUUGAAGUUGCAGAGGCUUAAUUCUUUAAUCCGUUACAGAAACACACUCACACUUCCCUUUGAAUAGUGAUAGUUGUUCAUGGAAGAAAAGACUAUAUAGUGUUGUUGUAAUACAGAAAUUAAAAUGUUAGGGUUGAUGUGAAUUUAGUUAUAAAUUAAGUCAGUGUUUUGAAUUUAGUUAUAAAAUGUUAGGGUUGAUAUUUUGUUAUAAAAGUAGGCGCUGGUAUAGUUUUUUUUUA
Messenger RNA from Lathyrus oleraceus (garden pea), 948 nucleotides. Its product is annotated as pathogen-associated molecular patterns-induced protein A70. The transcript has a single exon. Bases 102 to 776 code for a protein of 224 amino acids. The record is from RefSeq and is a predicted model, not a curated record. NCBI's taxonomy places the organism in Eukaryota, Viridiplantae, Streptophyta, Magnoliopsida, Fabales, Fabaceae.